Molecule: messenger RNA, 7747 nt
Organism: Rhineura floridana
Lineage: Eukaryota; Metazoa; Chordata; Lepidosauria; Squamata; Rhineuridae
Gene: MYO18B
Product: myosin XVIIIB
Exons: 45
Coding region: 287-7528 (2413 amino acids)
Cellular component (GO): myosin complex
Molecular function (GO): protein binding; cytoskeletal motor activity; ATP binding
Source: RefSeq, a predicted model, not a curated record
CUCCUAGCCUCUUCCCUCCUCCUCCGCUCUGCUUUUUCCAUGCUUGGUAGGAACCUGUAGCUGCUCCUAGAGCCGGGGGGCUGUUUGUGUAGGAACUGGGCCCCCAUCCUGUUGCUGUGCUGCAGAUAGAGAAGUGCAACGUCUGCUGCAACUUCUUGGGAUCGGUUUCAGUUGAUGCGGCCUGAUGACGUAGACAAGGCCGGUGUCCUCGUCUCCAUAAACCAUCAUUCCUUGUGUCCCAUCUCUUGAAGCACCACAUCCUCUCAGCCACCCACACCACAUCAGCAUGGCCAUCUCAUCACGUCUGGCUCUGUGGGAGCAAAAGAUUAGGGAAGAAGACCGCAGCCCCCCACCCACAUCUCCACCCCCGCUUUUCUCGGUUAUUCCCGGGGGCUUCAUCAAGCAACUUGUGCGGGAAACAGAGAAGGAGUCUAAAGAAGGAAAAUUAAAAGAGAAAAUCACAUUAAAUGCCAAGGAAGAUCCUCCAGGGAAGGUGGAAGGGCCCGUGCAGCAGUUUGUGAUCAGGGACGCCAACAUUUUAGAAGUGAGCAGAGACAUGGCCAACAAGGGACAACUGCAGCAAGGCAGGCUGAACGGUGAGAAACAUGAAAUGGAAGGUGCGGCUGAGGUUCCAGAGAGGAAGGCUUUGCCUGUCAAGAGAACCGUCCAGAGGAGCAAUGCCAAGCAGCCGGUACCGCCUGCGCCCGCAUUAGCACCAGCCACUCCAAAAUCAGUGCCAGCUGCUCCAAAAUUGGGGGAGAAGGUCCCCUCUGAAGCGUCCCCUCCCCCUAAGGUUCCUGUACCUCCGGAUCAAAUCAAACGCAGCAGCGCUAAAGGUCCUGGGCCCAGCACGGAACGGGCAAAGAAGGGCAGUUUACUCUGGAACAAAAGCCCAGGGAAAGAGAACCUGACAGUGAGGACCAAGGAGGAGCCUGCGAUCAAGCCAGGCAGCCAGGCAAAACCUAUGGGGAAGGGAGGAGAUCUUGGGGAAAAUAAAGGACAGGCAAGGGAGAUUGGGAAAUGGCUGAGGGGAGACGCCAAGGGGAAACCCAGAGAGACUGGGAAGGCAUUGGAGGAAGCCACAGAGGUGCCAGGAGGAACUGGGACAGAAUCUGCAGAAUCUACAGGGAAGCUGGAAGAAACUGAAGAGGAACCACCUCCGAGGGGAGGAAAAAGCAAUCAAGACUCUUCAGCAGCAGAGAUUCAGGAGAAAUCGGAAGAAACCAAGGAAGUGUUGGCGGGAGACAGUAAAGAAGAACUUGGAGAAAGCGCAGAUCCAGACAAGGUGUGCAAAGAUGUCUGGUAUGAAAUGGAGAAGGUUUGGCUGGUCCAGAAGGAUGGAUUCACUCUCGCUACUGAACUGAAGCCAGAUGAGGGGACUCCUGAGCUACCUCUAGGGACUGUCCGCGUCCGAGUGGAAGCUGAUAGCUCCAUCAUCGAAGUGGAUGAAGAAAACAUCCAGAGAACGAAUCCUCCGAGUUUGGACUAUGCUGAAGACCUGGCUUCCUUGGUGAGCCUGAACGAGGCAAGCGUCGUCCACACACUCCGGCACCGGCGCCAGUCGCAGCUGCAUUACACCAAUACCGGUCCCAACCUGAUAGCCAUUGAGCCAUCCUCUUCUCUGACCAGCUGCUCAAAAAAGGCGUUCAAAGGCAAGCGGGAUGGGCUACCUCCACACAUCUUUUCCAUGGCGCAGAGAGCCUACUGGAACAUGCUCAUGCAACGGCAGGAUCAAACCAUCUUGCCCUUGGGCAGAAGCAAUGCUGGCAAGACCACUUGCUGCCAGAACACCCUUGAAUACCUGGUGGCCACUGCAGGCAGUGUGGGCGAUCAGGUCACAGUGGAGAAAAUCCAGGCCAUGUUCACGCUGCUCAGAGCCUUUGGAGCAGUGACCACCAGCCACAGCGAAGCCUCCACUCGCUUCUCCAUGAUCAUGGCGCUGGAUUUCAGUGCGACCGGCCGCGUAACAGCUGCGCAUCUCCAGACAAUGCUGCUGGAGAGAAUCCGUGUAGUGCAGCAGCCAGAAGGAGAAAGCAGCUUUAACGUCUUCCAUCAGAUGCUGGCAGGGCUGGAUCUGGACCAGAGAACAACUCUACAUUUGCACCACAUGGUGGAGAACAGCACCUUUGGCAUCAGGCCAUGUCUAAAGGCUGAAGAUAAGCAGAAAGCAGCAGCUGCGUUUUCUCAGCUCCAAGCUGCCAUGGAGAAGCUGGGGAUUGCAGCGGAUGAGCAGAAGGCCAUUUGGCGGGUGUUGGCUGGCAUCUACCACCUGCGGGCUGCAGGUGCUUGCAAAGUUGGCAGGAAGCAGUUCAUGAGGUUUGAAUGGGCCAACAACGCAGCAGAAGUGUUGGGCUGUGACUUUGAGGAGCUGACGACGGCCGUUUUCAAACACCACCUCAGGCGGAUUAUUGAGCAGGCCACGUCUGGACCUGGUGGACUCCUCAGCCACGAUGAAGAUCGACUUGAUGGCCCCAAGAUGACAGGUGUGGAAUGUGUGGAAGGGAUGGCAGCAGGACUCUACGAGGAGCUGUUUGCAGCCGUUGUGUCGCUAAUCAACAGGUCCUUCUCUUCGAGUCACCUCUCCACGGCCUCUAUCAUGGUGGUGGACACGCCUGGCUUCCACAACCCUCGGCACCACCGGAAAGAGCGGGCAGCAACCUUUGAGGAGUUCUGCCACAACUACACACAGGAACGGCUGCAGGGCCUGUUCUACCGGAGAACCUUUGUGUCUGUGCUGGAGAGGUACCGGCAGGAAAAUAUCGAGGUGCCUUUUGAUCUGCCUGAGCUCUCUCCAGAGACCAUAGUGGCCGUUGUAGAUCAAAACUCAUCCCAGGUUCACGUCACUCCCGGGGGCCAGGCAGAAGAGCCAAAGGGCCUGCUCUGGAUUCUGGAUGAGGAGGUCCUGAUCCAAGGUUCAAGUGACAGCACUGCGUUCAAUCGCCUGUGCUCUUACUUUGUGAAGGAGGGUGUGAUAAAUGAAGAUCAGGGAUCCCUGCGCAAGUGUGAGCAGGCGCUGCAGUUUGAGAUUGCCCACCAGCUUGCCAAAGACCCCGUCCGCUACGAUGCUACUGGCUGGGUGAACAAAGCUAAGUGGAACCUCUCCGCACAGAAUGCCAUCCAGGUUCUGCAGCAGUCAAAAAUAGAUCCUCUGAAGAAACUGUUUCUUCUGCGGUACAAAGUGCCCUUGAUAUGCCGGUCGGUGGCGGGGCUGGAGGGGAGCUCCCAGCAAGCAUUGCAGCGUAUCGGCUGUGUGCGGAAGACCUUCACCAGCAGCUUUGCAGCUGUGAAGAAGAAGUCUGUGUGUGCUCAGAUCAAACUUCAGCUGGAUGCUCUCGUCAAUCUAGUGAAACGAUCCCAGAUUCACUUUGUCCAUUGCCUCAUGCCAAGAACAGAAGUGGGUGAAGCAGAUGGGACAGUUCUCCAGCCCUGUCAGAAACCAGAAGGAGCAGCGUGGGAUAUCCCAGCCCUGCGAGUCCAGCUGUCCGGGGGCCAGAUCCUGGAUGCUUUGCGGCUCUACCGGAUAGGAUAUGCAGAUCGCAUGGUGCUGACCCAGUUCCGGCGCCGGUUCCAGAUCUUGGCUCAGCCAGUGAUGAAGAAAUACACCUCAGCCUAUGAGAUGACAAAUGAGAAUAAGGCUUCGGAGGAGCUUUUCCAGGCCCUCAAUCUGGAGAAGAAGAGUGUUGCUGUGGGACACACUCAGGUGUUUCUGAAAGCUGGCAUCCUCUCCCGGCUGGAGAAGCAGAGGGAGAAGCUGGUGUCUCAGAAUCUGAUUUUCCUGCAAGCUGUUUGCAAGGGUUUCCUCUCCCGUCAGAAAUAUAAGAAGUUAAAGAUCCAGCGUUUGGCUGCUCGCUGCAUCCAGAAGAACGUGGCCAUCUUCCACGCUGUGAAGGACUGGCCCUGGUGGCGGCUGAUGUGCAGCGUCCGGCCACUGCUGACUGUCAGCCUUGCGGAAUGCCAGCUCCAAGCCAAAGAGGAAGAGCUUGCGCUGCUCCGAAAGAAACUGGAGAAUUCAGAACUUUCACGCCAGGAGCUUCGGCAGAGCACAGAACUGCUGGAAACGAAGAUCAUAGAUCUCACGACAGAGCUGUCAGAUGAACGCCUGAAAGGUGAUGUAGCCUGCCAGGUCCUGGAAGGGGAACGGGCUGAAAGGCUGAGAGGGUCAAGAGAGGUCAAAGAGCUGCAGACCAAGCAUGACCAACUGCAGGAGAAGCUGGAGUCUGCAGAAAAGCAGCUGGAAGAGGCACAGCAGCAGCUUCAGGUGCACGAAACUGAAGCAAGCAGCUCUGGCAAAGGAGAUGAAUGGCAGAUGCGCCUGGACUGCGCACAGACGGAGAUUGGCUUCCUCCGGAAGAGGAUCACGCAGCUGGAGGAGAGGCUGGAGUUGGAGCAGGAGUCCAAAAAGGAGCUGGAACAGAAGCUCAGCGAGGCCCAGAAAGCUUAUGAGGGGGCCAGACGGACAGCCCAGCAGCUGAAAAGGAAGUGUAAGCAGCUGACAUGUGAUUUGGAAGAUACCCGAGUGCUGAUGGAGAACCAGCAAAGCCGCAACCAUGAAUUGGAGAAGAAGCAGAAGAAAUUCGACAUGCAGCUGGCCCAGGCUUUGGGAGAAUCUGCCUUUGAAAAGAGCCUUCGGGAGAAAGUGUUGCAAGAGAACACUGGCCUUCAGUUUGAACUUGGGAAGUUGCAGCAGAGCUUAGAGCGAAAAGAAUCAGAAAAUGCCAGUCUCAGCCAGCGGGUUGCAUUGCUGGGCACGCAGGUGCAGGAGCUCAGCUCCUCCAAGGGCCUGGAUGCAAACUCAGUGGCUGCCCUCCGGAAGAAGCUUUGGGACCUGGAGUCAAGUGCCUCCGAACAGCAGGAGGAGCUGAGCUGCCAAGCAAGGACCGUUGAGCAACUGGAGCAGCUUCACCUGAGACUUGAACUAGAAAUGGAGAGGACAAAACAGCUUCACCGGGAGGAGCUGGAGGACAAGGAGGAAGAGCUCGAAGACGUCCGGCAGUCCUGCCAGAAAAGGCUCCGUCAGCUGGAGAUGCAAUGUGAGCAGGAGUGUGAAGAGAAGAAGGCCAUUCUCUGUGAAAAGCGGGACCUGGAAGGCCUGAUUGCAGUGCUCUGUGAGCAGAUUGGUCAUCGAGAUUUUGAUGUGGAGAAGCGGCUUCGGCGUGACCUGAAGAGGACACACGCACUGCUGGCUGAUGUGCAGCUGCUGCUGGAGACCUCGGGGGCAGAUCCAGCAUCGUCGGGGAGCAAAGAGGAACUGGAGAAGAUUCGCGGCCAGUGGGAGGGGAGCACAGCCAGAUGUGCAGAGGCUGAGAAGGCACAGAAGAUGCUGGCGCUGGAGCUGGAGAACCUGCAUACGGAGCUGGAGACGGUCAGCAGGAACAAGAACUUGGUGGAUGAACAGUUAUACCAGCUCCAACAUGAGAAAGCUGAUCUCCUCAAGCGUAUUGAUGAAGACCAGGAGGACCUGAAUGAACUGAUGGCAAAGCACAAGGCCCUAAUCGCUCAGUCUGCAACAGACAUCGCCCAGAUCCGAGAGCUGCAGACGCAGCUGGAGGAGAUGAAGAAGGAAAAGCACAACCUGCAAGAAAAGCUACAGACAUCUCAGGCCCGGGUUGUCUACCUGGAGCAAGCGAUGGUGGAGCGCUCCAUCGUCAGUCGCCAGGAGGCCAUGAUUUGUGACCUGGAGAACAAGAUGGAGUUCCAGAGUGUUCAGAUCAAGCGCUUUGAGAUGCUUAUUUUCCGCCUUCGGGACAGCGUGAUCAAGAUGGGGGAGGAGCUGGAGAAGGCAAAGGAAGGCGAGGUGCAUGAAAGGGAGAACACACGCUAUUACCAGAUGAGGAUGGAAGAGAUGAAAGCUGACAUGACUGAGCUGGCACAGAGGGAACUGGAAGCCAAUCGCCGGCGUGUGGAAUUGGAGAAGCAAGUGGACGAGUUAUCUGCAGUGAGGCAGACUUUGCAGGCAGACCUGGAGACUUCGAUCCGGCGCAUUGCAGAUUUGCAGGUGGCUUUGGAAGAAGUGCAGUCGAGUGAUGAAAGUGACACGGAGAGUGUCCAGACUGCUCAAGAAUCACUCAGCUCAAAGGGAGAUGUUGACAGUCAGCUGAGUCUGGGGUCAACUUGGAGCUUAAACAUGGAGCCUGAAGGAAGCAUCAAAUCGUGGCUGGGCUUGACAUCAGGAUGGUCCUCUCCAGCAGGCACCAGCCUGGCAGGAAGCCUCUCCAGGGAAUCUGUGGACAGCCGCAGCGCCCAGAGCCUGAGGAUAAACAAGGAUCAAGAAACGAGCCAGCUGGCAAAAAUAAGGGAACAUGGAAGGAAUGCAGGGGAUCCUGACUUUGGCAAAGCUGAAAGCCCUUCCUUCGGUGCUCGAAGACAAGAAUAUGGGAAACCCACUUCUAAGGAGGAAUUUUUAACCCCCCCAAAGUUAGGAGCUGCAUCUCCAUCCAUGAUGAGAAGGGUGUCAUUACCAGCAGUGGCAGAAAAGAAAUUAUCAAGUCCUUUGUCCCCAUCUGUGGGUAGAAGGAUGUUUCCUUCAACAGAAGACAAGCUGUCACGCUCCUCCUCUGCACUUUCUGAAUACGUUGAAGAGCUACGAAGAAAAAGACUGAAAGAUAAAGAGCCAGGAAACUUAGCAUUGGAUGAUACCUCCUCGUUGCCUAUUUAUCAAACAACAGGGGCCUCAUCCCUUAGAAGAUGCAAGACUUUGAAGGAUGAUGAAGAUCUCCCAGUGACUCUGGAUGCACUUGGGGAAAGUGUCGGAGCUGCCCUGGUUCGCUCCUCUAGUCUGAGGAGCAUAUCAUCUGAGAACAUGGCACAGCCAGCCCUCUCCCCAGCUCUGAAAAGGAUCUCUAAGUUUGGAUCCUAUGAUUCCCUCAUUCAGAACAUAGAUGACACCUACUCAAAGCUCAGCUCCCCAACUCUGGGUGGCGACACGUUCAGUACUUUGCGAGUUAAGCCAAGGAGAAGUUGCCUGGAAACGUCCCUGGAAGAAACUAUGGAUGCUGAUCUAGGGAAAGAACCUCUGGUGUUUCAAAGCAGAAGAUUUGGUGACAUUCCAAGUGAAAGACAAGAAAGUGAUCCACUCUCUUGGAAAAUACCAACUCUAAGCUAUGAGAGGAAAACAAACAAUGAUGUGGAUGAGUUCCUCCCAGCCAUCCGGAAAAUCCAGUCAACCAGCAACUUGUCCAGAGGUUCCAAAGAGAGGAAGGAAGGCCAGCGGCCCAUGAGCGUCCGUUUUGAAGACCAAGUGUCCCCUAAUCGCACUUUCCUUUCUGAGAUAAAGGCCACUUUAAUGCCAAGAGCAAAAUCCAGAGAGGACCCUGGCAACCUCUCUGACUCGUCUUCGUCUUCUGGAUCGGUUGUGUCUUUCAAAAGUGCUGACAGCAUCAAAAGUCGGCCAAGGAUCCAAAGACUGGAAGGGGAAGGAUGUGUUGGAAAAGCAACGACUGAGGAUGCCAAAGACAGCCAGCGGUCUGAGGCUGAAGGGAAAGAAGAUGAUGUAAAUAGUAUCAUGAUGAAAUACCUAGGAAAAGAGUAAGGUGCCAGGGUUUCAUCAAAAGCAUCAUCAGUGAUGGAUCCAUAGGCAUUGUUUUUGAUCCUAGAUGCUGGUUUCUCCCUGUUUGGAGCUGCCUGAGUUCCUUAUGCCAAGAAGGCACAACCACAUUUCUGUGCAUGUGAGGGAGCUGGGCUGCAGCAGACAAUAUCUGUUGGAAGCUGCUGUUUGAUUUAUACAAAAUAAAACAUUUUGCUUCUUGCA